CGACCUUGACCUUUGUAGCGAUACAUACCGAAAGGUUCCAAAUAUUUUUUGGAGCCAUCUGUCAAAAUUUAGAGCAAGCUGCAGAUGACUUUCAGGAACAGUCAGUAGCCUUAGGCAGACUGGCAUGAUGUGAAGACAGAUGGUCCAUUGAUAAUGAAGCAUCGUGCAACUGAAUGGUUUAUCUUUUGAAGUUCUUAAAUCAUGGCCUCUGUUUAUCUGGUCACAGUUGGAAUCAUUCAUUCAAGCCCUUAUGUCAGUUGAAACAGAAAUAUUACUUAACAGAGAAUGGAGUACCAUGGAAUGCUGAACCAACGCGUCUUGACCGCCAUGCAGAAAAGAGAUAUUGAGAAAGUCCAGCAACUGCUAUUGAUGCCAAAUUACGACCUUAACUAUGCUUCACAGAAACGAAUAACACCUUUGAUUCUUGCAUCCCAGUUGGGGUUAUUUACAGUGUGUAAGAAACUGGUGACCUUGAAGGUGGAUCUAGGUCUCAAUGACCUUGAUGGCAGGACGGCACUGCAUCAUUCUUGUUACCACGGGAACAAAGAUGUUGCGGACCUGCUUAUAAAAGCUGGGGCUAAUAUAAGUGUUGUAAGCAACGAAGGUGACACACCACUACACGAAGCAAUCAGCUCUGGUCACUUUGACACAGUUGAGCUGCUGAUACAAGCAGGAAGUGAUGUCAACCGUCCUAACCAUGUGACAGGAAGUGCUCCACUUGACCUUGCCGUGCUUCAUGAGAGGUCAGAGGUCACACGAUUACUGAUCAAGAAUGGGGCAAACGUCCACUAUAGGUCCCGGGCAAAAGAAACAGCUCUGCAUUACGCAGUUCAAGUUGCCUCCAUGGACAUCAUCCAACAACUGUUAGAUGCUGGUGCUGAUUUGAAUUCCCUGAACAACAUCGGAGAAUCACCGCUAACUGUUGCAAUUCAGGAACGCAAACUUUCGGUUGUGAAAUUUCUUGUUGAAACCGGUUGUAGGUUGGACCAUACAGAUUCUUUGUCGCCCAUGUAUAUAGCGUGUCGACAGAACAGUCAGGACAUCAUUUGUUUUCUCUUGUCAGAAGGUUUCAAUGUUAGUGCUGAUAGAUAUUUGAUGAGAUAUACAUAUCUACACUUAGUGGAAAGUAACCCUCAGUUGUUGGAGGCUAUAUUCCACCGAAUUGAAAAUCCAGCGUCAUUGAAGGAACACUGUAGAACUGUAAUAAGAAAAGCCUUGCGACCGAAUAUGAUGGGAAAAAUUACCAAAUUGAGUUUGCCAAAGUUAAUGAAAGUUUGGAUACAAACUGAUAACAUAUACAGUUAAAGCAUUGACAAAAAAAGAUUUUGGGCGAUUUUCAGCAUUUUAUUUUGCACCAAUCAUGUUAUAUGACAUCUUGUUAAUACAUGUAGUUAAUUGUUAGUGUGUUUGUAUUUCUGAAAGUCCCAACAAACCCGAGGGCAUUAACCUUUUAUACUUAUUCCUUUUAAUUUGUGUUUUUAUGUGUGCUCUUUUUAUAUAGAUUUUUGAGAGUUUAUUAUGAUAUUUGUUUCAUUAAUGAGUUUAUGUAAGAUUUGUUAGUACAUUUUCAUGAAAAUUAUGUAAAAAGUACAUGAUGUUUGUUAGCUAGUAUCUUCAGCUUUAGUAUUUUUGUCUUGACCAAAUAAGAGCCAGAUAUGGCAAAUAGGAAUUGAGGUGAAAUAGGCUCAGAAGUGACAGGUUAUGUAAAUAUGACCAGCAAUUGUUGCUUACAAAAGGAUAAAUUAUGCCAGGAAAAUGUUACUGAGUAAGGCACUUUAUAAUUAAUAAUUUAGAUGAAUUUGUUGAUAAUGUUCCAGUAAUAUAAUGAUGUUUUUUGUUCUAGUCAUUUGGAAUCAUUAGUUAAUUUCGUAUCAGUUAAUGCAUACAUACUCUUAAUAAUUUGAAUCAUGUUCUGAAUCAGUUAACGCAUACAUACUCUAAUAAUUUGAGCCGUGUUCUGUAUCAGUUAAUGCAUACAUACUUUAAUAAUUUGAGUCGUGUUCUGUAUCAGUUAAUGCAUACAUACUCUAAUAAUUUGAGUCAUGUUCUGUUUUAGUUAAUGCAUACAUACUCUAAUAAUUUGAGUCGUGUUCUGUAUCAGUUAAUGCAUACAUACUCUAAUAAUUUGAGUCGUGUUCUGUAUUAGUUAAUGCAUACAUACUCUAAUAAUUUGAGUCGUGUUCUGUAUUAGUUAAUGCAUACAUACUCUUAAUAAUUUGAGUCGUGUUCUGUAUCAGUUAAUGCAUACAUACUCUUAAUAAUUUGUGUUCUGAGAAAACUGGGCAUAGGCUCAUCGGGGAUGACAUUUUCCGCUGUUAUAACAUUUUUCGUUGAAAUGGACUCUCUUCUUUGAAAAAAUCCAAUUUAGGCGGAAAGUGUUGUCCCUGAUUAGCCUGUGCGGACUGCUAAUCUGGGACGACACUUUACGCACAUUAUGCCCAGUUUUCUCAGAAAACAACUCAGUUUUAGCUCGACUAUUAUAUAUGAAAUACAUAUAGUGGAGCUAUCCUACUCACCCCGGCGUCGGCGUUAGUGUUAGCGUGCAAAUGUUAAAGUUUUCGUACUACCCGAAUUAUUUUCAUUGUCCCUUGACAUAUUGCUUUCAUAUUUUGCAUAGUUGUUUACCAACAUGACCCCAAUCUAUAAACAAGAGCAGACAACUCUAUCAAGCAUUUUGUUAUAAUUAUGGCCCCUUUUCCACUUAGAAUAUGCAGCAAAUAUUAAAGUUUUCGUACUACCCCAUUUAUUUUCAUUGUCCCUUGACAUAUUGCUUUCAUAUUUUGCAUACUUGUUUACCAACAUCACCCCAACCUAUAAACAAGAGCAGACAACUCUAUCAAGCAUUUUGUCAUAAUUAUUGCCCCUUUUAUACUUUGAAUAAAAAUAUUAUUGAUAAAUCUAUGUUAAAGUUUGUGUACUACUCCAAAUAUUUCCUAUAUCCUUUGACAUAUUGCUUUUAUAUGUUGCAUACUUGUUUACCAACAUGACCCCAACCUAUAAACAAGAGAAGACCACUGUAUCAAGCAUUUUGACAUAAUUAUGGCCCCUUUUACACUUAGAUAAUUGAACAUUUUGCUUAAAUUGCCAUAACUUCUUUAUUUAUGAUCACAUUUUAUUAUUACUUUGACAAAACAACACUUACCUGAAUACCACAAUGGAUUCCACCCAAACAAUACCCCAUACCCCUACCCAGAAUUCCUUCCCCCCCCCCCCCCAACCUUC
Molecule: messenger RNA, 3222 nt
Organism: Dreissena polymorpha
Lineage: Eukaryota; Metazoa; Mollusca; Bivalvia; Myida; Dreissenidae
Product: 26S proteasome non-ATPase regulatory subunit 10-like
Exons: 6
Coding region: 286-1305 (339 amino acids)
Biological process (GO): intracellular signal transduction; innate immune response
Cellular component (GO): cytoplasm
Molecular function (GO): protein binding
Source: RefSeq, a predicted model, not a curated record